Messenger RNA from Trypanosoma grayi, 645 nucleotides. Its product is annotated as phosphatase-like protein. Gene Ontology annotation, molecular function: protein-folding chaperone binding. The coding region runs from base 1 to 645 and encodes 214 amino acids. The record is from RefSeq and is a predicted model, not a curated record. NCBI's taxonomy places the organism in Eukaryota, Euglenozoa, Kinetoplastea, Trypanosomatida, Trypanosomatidae. The transcript has a single exon.
AUGAGUUCAUCAACAAAGCCGUUCGACGGUGCGGUGCGCUUCGAGUGGUUCCAGUCACCUGCGCAGCUCACCCUCACCUUCUACGUGCGCGACCGGCAGGAGGGGGACGUGCGGGUGGAGGCGGCCGCGCAGUCGCUGCUCGUGAGCAUCCGCCUCGACGCGGCGGGCCGCGAGUACCAGCACAACGUCGACCGUCUCUACUCCCCGCUUGCCGCUGGCGCACCGGUGGUGCACGUGCGGCCGAUGAAGGUCGAGGUGGUGCUCAAGAAGGCGAGCGAGUCGCAGUGGCCGGCGUUGCAGGCACCCGACGGCGACGUGGCGUUACCGCUGGCAGAGGCACCAGCAACAGAAGCGGCGCGGCUGCCACCCACCGCGAAGGAGCUCAGUUACCCGAACAGCCGCGGGAAGGACUGGAGUGCCGUGCAGCUCGACGACGAAGACCCCAAGCCGGAGGGGGAGCAGGCGCUCAACGCGCUCUUCCAGCAGAUAUACGGCAACGGCACCGACGAGCAGCGCCGCGCGAUGAUGAAGUCGUUUCUGGAGAGCAAUGGGACGGUGUUGUCGACGAACUGGGAGGACGUGGGGCGGCGGGAGGUGACGGCGGAGCCCCCCACCGGCAUGGAGGCGAAGCCCUACACUGACUAG